CUGUGUGUGAAAUUUACGAUUAAAGCACAGAGAGACAAAUAUUCCCAUUUUGAGAUCCCCAAAACCUGGAUUACUCUCAGUAUUUAUAAGGAGGCUACACUAAGGAGCUCUCUCUCCCCAAGUGUGCGCCGAGGAGCUUGGCAGGUGUUCGCUCGCGAGAGAGCUGGUCGCUUCACUCAGUCUGCACCCAGAGCUUCAACAGAGUGCUGUGGGGCUACGGAAAGAAACGUCAGCUUUGAGAAUCACACGCCCCGACAAAAGACAGAAGCCCGAAAGAAAUUUGUGGAGCGGCUGCGAGUCAAAGGACUACCGCGGAGGACUGGUGACAAGUCUGGGAUAACAGCGGCUGUCAUAGUGAAAGGGCACACUGACGCAGCGGAAGAGCACAGAGACCCGACUGUGCCUCCGCCGCUCAAAAACCAACUUUUGCCCUCUUCUAAAAAAACAAAACAAAACAAAAAAACUCUUCCUGACCAUUACAAGCCCAAAAGAUAUCAACUGUGACCGAAGAACUCAAAACAAGGUAUUUAAUCUCACUCUUUUGGUUUUAAUGCUAACCUGUUGUGCCACCGGUAGUGCCCGCCAAGCACAUCCGAGGAAGGCUACACCACUUGGGGGAGAGUGACACGUCUCUGCAACCGGACUAAUAACUUACCCAGUAAGUGCAAUCAACUGAUCUCUCAUAACAACAUUCGGAGACUCAACGGACCCCCACUCCCCCCAAAAGGCUGUUCUCCGAAUCAAUCACGGAAUCGAUCCCUGGAGAGAGGCUUAAUUCGGGCAAAAUUUACGUCCUUCAUUACAACAGCAGAGAUCCGCGGAACAAAUUCCCCUGUGACAAUAAAACAAGCCUUGGACAAAGUGGGAUUGGAGGUCGAUAACAGAAAGUAAGACGAUAAGACUACACACUUAAAUGUAUUAAUUCAGCGCGCCGAUCAAUCCACAUGGAAGCGAGGUGCACCGGCCGUGCGACGGUACACGCGGACUCUGAUACUACACGUCCAUAUCACCGGGUGCUCUAACCGAGAAGUCUUGCUGCCUUAGUGGUUCCCAUCCUCCCCAUUUGACUUUUUGAACACCGCGGCCGACUGAAGUCACCCGCCGUGAGCCGCACCAGAACUUCCGGAUCUGGGACUUUGUGUGUACAUUCCCGGGAGUGGACACUGCUGCCCGAGGCUCCCGUAUGUUGGAAUUUUGUCGGUUCACUGGCUCCCCGGAGGUCUUCUCUACAGGGAGUGAGAGGAUGCUGAGAGGCAUGCGGUCGCCUCUUCUUUACCUGCUACUACUCCUCAGCUGCAGCUGCCACAUGUUGCACGGCCAAGAGGUGGCACCCUAUCUGCGAGGGGUCGGCCUGAGGCAACAAGUGGUACUGGAGGGAAACAGACUGGUGCUGACCUGCUUGGCUGGUGGCAGCUGGCCACUGCAGUACCGCUGGUCUCUCAACAGCAGCAACAUCACGGACUGGACGCCGCAGUACAGGCUGUUUGUGCCGUCGCUGCAGAGGACAGAUGCUGGCCUUUAUCAAUGUACAGUGAGGAACAGGAUGGGCGCCAUUAUUCAUGGGAGAACGGAGGUGCAAGUUGCCUUUAUGGGAAGGUUCUCAGGUGCAGAGCAGAGAACGACAGCCAGCCAAGGCCAUGCUGCUGUCAUCAGCCCACCUCCCCUGGCAUCCUUCCCUCAACCUUUGGUCACUUGGUACAAAGACGGGCACAAGAUUAUUCCCAACAAUCGAAUAACCAUCACCUUGGAUAAUCAGCUGGUUGUCCUAGCAACUACCACAGCGGACGCGGGACGCUAUCACGUGGAGGCCGUGAACGAGAUGACGGGCGAUAAUGUGACCAGUCCCGCCAUGUACUUGAGCAUCUCAGUGGGCAAGAAGAGCCGUGGGUCAACAGAUUCUGAGACCGAAGUUGAUCCUCCAGCCAUUGUGAUCGAACCUAAAAAUACAACAGUCCUUGCAGGGGCUACAGCCAUCCUGGAGUGCAUUGCUAAUGCCAGAGAUGUGGACAGCCUACUUAUGGUGUGGAAACGCGAUGGAAAUCCCUUUGCCAGUGGGCGGCGACUGGUGAUUCCCGCCAUAGCUUCCUCAAAUGGUGGCUUGUAUGUUUGCGAAGCUCUGCUUGGCAACAGCACCACCAAAGCUGCCGAGGCCAGGGCGCACCUCUUUGUGAUUGAGCCACCUUCUCUGUCUGCUCAGCCUCAUUUGACGAUUUCUGCUCAGAUCGACAAAAAUGUGGAUAUUCCCUGCUUGGCCACAGGUGUGCCUCCACCCAGAAUUGAGUGGUACAAGGACGCUGUGCCCCUGUCCAAGCUAGCCAACCCUCGCUAUAAGAUCAACAGCGCAAUGGGCCUGACGCUGCGCCGAGUGCAGCCAGGGGACAGCGGGAUCUUCCAGUGCUUUGCCCGCAAUGCCGCAGGAGAGACGCAAGCCCAUGCGCAGCUACUCGUCUCCAAUGUGCCUCCUUCCUUCUCCGUGCACCCCUCCAACAUAACCGUAACUGAAGGGAACACCGCUGUGUUUAUAUGCCAGACGAAUGGCGCCCCAAAGCCUGCCAUAACCUGGAGGAAAGGAUUGCAGGUUUUAGCAAGUGGGUCUGUGCAAGUGUCCAGGUUCACACUGUUGCAAUCAGGUAGCUUGCAGGUUCAACCCGUCAACUUCCAGGAUUCAGGAGAAUACACCUGCAUUGCUUCUAAUUCGGACAGGACCAUCAACGCCACAGCCGCGCUAACUGUCUGGAGUCGGACCGUCAUCUCUGAGCCCCCGUCAGAUCUGCGUGUAAUCAAAGGCACCACAGCUUUUUUGGCCUGCAAUGCAACACAUGACCCCAGAGUCAAUGUCAGCUUCAAGUGGGAUCGAGGCGGCGUGCCUAUCCUUACCAGCAGUGGGGGGCGUGUCUCUGUACGCCAUGGCUCUCUCACCAUUGGCCAGACAUGGUCAGGUGACAUUGGGGAUUACACCUGCACUGUGACCUCAAAGGCCGGCAACGAUUCCCGCUCUGCGCGUCUGGAAGUCAUUGAGCUGCCACACUCUCCUCGCUCCCUGGUGGCACUUCUCAAUGACUCCGAUUCACGCUCAGUCCUGCUUUCCUGGCUGCGCCCGUUUGACGGAAACUCUCCGCUUCUCUACUAUCUGUUGGAGCUCUCGGAGAACAACUCUCCAUGGAAGGUCUACCUGUCCGAGGUGGAUCCUACUGUGACCAACAUAUCAGUGGGCGGACUCACACCUGCCCGGACUUAUCAGUUCCGACUUUGUGCUGUCAAUCAUGUGGGUCGGGGUCAGUACAGCGCAGAGACGCAGCGGUUGAUGCUGAGAGAGGAGGCUCCGAGUGCACCCCCAAAAAACAUUGUGGCCAGCGGGCGGACGAACCAGUCUAUUAUGGUCCAGUGGCAGCCUCCUCCAGAACCGCAGCUUAAUGGCGUACUCAGAGGAUACAUGCUCAGGUAUCGUCUAGCAGGGCUUCCGGGCGACUACCAAGAGAAGAACAUCAGCAGUCCAGAGACCAACUACUGUUUGCUGAAGGAGCUGAUCAUCUGGACCCAGUACCAGAUCCAAGUGGCUGCCUACACGGGCGCCGGCCUCGGCGUCUACAGCAGUCCCGUUACUGAAUAUACGCUGCAAGGAGUUCCCACUGCGCCUCCACAAGAAGUGGAAGUGUUGGCUAUCAACUCCACUACUAUCCGCUUCACAUGGAACUCACCACCUCAGCAGUUCAUUAACGGCAUCAACCAGGGAUAUAAGCUGCUAGUCUGGCCAGAACAGGCUCCUGAGGAUGUCACCGUGGUAACCAUCACCCCAGACUAUCCCAGCUCGCGCCACACGGGCCUGGUGAGCGGACUGAAGAAAUUCACCUGGUACUUCAGCUCAAUACUGUGUUUCACAACACCUGGAGACGGACCACGCAGCCCUCCUAAACUGCUCCAAACACAUGAAGACACCCCUGGACCUGUCCGUCAUUUGAGUUUCACCAAAAUCUUGGACACGUCCGUGCAAGUCAGUUGGGCAGAGCCUGAAGAAAAGAAUGGCAUUGUUACUGGGUACAUGCUGUGGUGGGAGGUGUCUGGCGUGCAAUCCAGACGUGAGGAGCGAGCCCUGUCCAAUUCCACCUUGCAAUACCAGCUAACGGGCCUCACCUCCACCACUACGUACAUUCUGAAGGUGGCCGCCCUCACUGCUGCCGGACGGGGCGUUGUCACAUCGUCCAACAUCUCCACGGGCGUUCCCCCAGAACUUCCUGGUGCACCCUCAAACUUGAUCAUCUCCAACAUCAGCCCUCGGGCCGUGACUCUACGCUUUCGACCCGGUCCUGACGGGAAGACCGCUAUCUCCCGUUGGAUUGUAGAAGCCCAGGUGGUGAAGCAGGAUGGCACUGAAGACUCAUGGAGGGUAGUUUACCAGCUGGACAACCAGGCAGGUGCUGACAGUCUGGAGAUACCCAACCUCACUCCCUUCACUCAGUAUAGAUUUAGGAUGCAGCAGGUGAACAUUGUGGGCUCCAGCCCUCUGAGCGACCCCUCCAGGCUUAUCCAAACCUUACAGGCUGCCCCUGACACACACCCAUCUGACCUCACAGCACGGUCUACUACGCAGACCGGCAUUUGCUUCAGCUGGAAGCCUCUCCCUGAGUCAGAGUACAACAGCAGCCCGGAGACGGUGGGAUACCGGCUUCGCGUACGCAGGACAGACGGCCUGGCAGAGGACCGGACCGUGGAGGUCGAGGGUGCCGCGGGUGAGGUCACAAUGGAAGGCCUGGAUCCUUGGACCCACUACCGGACCCGGAUACAGGCCUACAACUCCAUUGGACCCGGCCCCUGGAGCGAUGCUGUCUCUGCACGCACAGCUGAAUCUGUCCCAUCAGGAUCUCCUGUCAAUGUGACUGCUGAUGCCGUGAGUUCCUCCAAAAUUCUGCUCAUGUGGUCUCCCGUUCCCCAAAUGAAGCGGAAUGGGGCCAUCCUCGGAUACAAGGUCUUUUAUUCUGAGAAGGACUCGGAACAACCCCCCAGUGUAGUUUUGGCGGAAGGAGAGCGGAAUGUAUCGCUGCUUCUCGGCAUGCUGAGGAAGUACACGCUAUACACGCUGCAGGUGUUGGCAUACACACGGAUGGGAGACGGACCCCCCAGCAGCCCUGUGCUGCAGAGGACCAAAGAAGAUGUCCCAGGGUCACCUGUCAGGGUGGUGUUUCCAGAGGUCCACUUGUCAUCAGCCAGGGUGGUGUGGGAGCCUCCCACAAAUCCGAACGGCAUCAUAUUAGGCUACCAGAUCGCCUAUCGCCUGGAGCACAGAGACAGUCAACAGUGGACCACGGUGGAGGUGGGCUCCAAUGGACGUCAGUUCACUGUCACAGGACUCACCCCAGAGCAGACCUACGUGUUCCAGCUGGUAGCACGAACCGCCGUAGGCUGGGGCCAAGAACACGUUGCCUUGGUGGUCACCACGGAAAGAAGAGAGCGUCCACAGCCACCUAGGAAGUUGUCAGUUCCACAGGAUGGGGUGGAAGCACGUCGGCUGCGCCUUCACUGGGUUAUGGGCAGCUCUGGUUCCUCCCCAGUAAGAUACUUGACCGUACAAAUUAAAGAGCUGCCCGAUGGCGAUUGGAUCCCAAAUACAGCAGAUAUCCCACACAACGUAACUGUCUGGACAAUUGACAGGUUGAAGCCCUUCACCUCAUACAGACUGCGGAUGCUGGCUACCAAUGACAUCGGACACAGUGUCUUCAGUAAGGAGACUGAUGCUGUCACAACAUUGCAAGAUGCUCCUGAUGAGCCGCCUGAGAUCAUCACAGUUAAACCAUCAACAACGACCUCCAUCUUGGUCCAGUGGAAGCGGCCGAGUGACGAUCACAUCAACGGUGUGCUGACGGGAUACCGGCUGUAUUACCGAGAGCUGCCGUUUAACUCGUCUUCCUCUGUCGAUAAUGUCCAGCAAAGCAAAAGCAGCACAGACGCCCACAUUACAACCAAGAGCACCUUCAAGACAGUCAGCAGCUCCUCGCUAACAGAGUUUGAGUUGACACAAUUGAAGAAGUUCAAGCGCUAUCAGAUUGUCAUGACGAGCUACAACAUCGUCGGCGAGAGUCCUCCUUCUGAACCCGUCGAGGUGUCCGUUGGAGAGGCAGCUCCAUCGGUGGCCCCGCACUCCAUCCGAGUGUCAGCCAUGUCUCCCUCCAGCCUGGAAGUGAGCUGGGACACGCCCCCUCUGGAGACCCAGAAUGGACUCAUCCAAGGAUACAAGGUACACUACUGGCAGAAGGGCAGGCAGAACCAGACAGAGAAGGUGAAGGUGAUUUUUGUACCGGACACCCGCAUGCUCCUGAGUAACCUAAGCAGCUACACAAAUUACUUGGUCACUCUCACCGCCUUUAACACGGCUGGAGACGGACCGCCCAGCGACCCACGCGGUGCACAAACCCUACAGUCGGCCCCCAGCAAGCCAAGCUACCUCUCCUUCUCUGAGGUGACGGAAGGGAGCGUCAACGUCUCAUGGGGGACUCCUUUAACCCCCAAUGGCCUGCUGGAGGGGUACCAGGUCAUCUACCAACCCACUGCUCCGGUGCAAGGCGUCAGCAAAGUGGUGACGGUGGAUGUGAAGGGCAGCUGGCAGCGAUGGUUGAAGGUUCGAGACCUGGUGAAAGGAGCCACAUACACGUUCACAGUCCAAGCCCUCACCGUCAGCUACGGACCCCCGAUACGUGCAAACAUUACAGCAGAGCCUGUGAAAGGCGCACCCGGGUCGCCUGCAGAAAUCUCCAUCACAAAGGAGUCCUCCUCACUCACCAUCCACUGGGCAGAGGGCGACAACGGGGCUGCGCCCAUAAGCGGUUACGUGAUCGAGUCGCGUCCCUCAGAUGAGGGUUUGUGGGACUCUUUCAUCCGACUGCUGUCUCCCGGCACCCGGUCCGUGGCGGUGCCGCUGGAGCGCCUGCGACCCGGGGUCAGCUACGAGUUCCGAGUCAUUGCCGUCAACCGCUUUGGCUUCGGUCAGCCGAGCAAACCCUCAGCUGCACUCGCUGCUUUGUCCGAGCGACCAUUCUAUGAGGAGUGGUGGUUCUUGCUGGUCAUGGCGCUGGUGGGCCUCAUCCUCAUUCUCAUCCUAGUUUUCACUUUGCUGCUGCAUGGGCACGGCAGCAAGUACAAAGCCUGUGGCACAGGCAAACACAUGUCUUCAGUAGAGGAGUCUGUCACACUGGACAAUGGAGGUUUCACCACACUGGAGCUCAAUAGCAGAGCGCUUACCAAUACCAAGAACACCUUCUUGAAAAAGAACGGAACAAGGUCACCUCCCAGACCAAGUCCAGGCGGACUUCACUACUCAGAUGAGGACAUCUGCAACAACUACAAUGGAGCGGUUCUGACAGAGAGCACUACACUCACUGAGAAACCAACCGAGGUUUCUGAGUCAGAGUUGACGGACAGCGACUACGAGGACGAGCAGCCCAAGCACUCCUUCGUCAACCACUACAUGAGUGACCCUACCUACUACAAUUCGUGGAAGCGGCAGCCCAAAGGUCUCAAGCCACUGGGUUCGCCGUUCAGCUACGAGGAGUGUGCCACCGCCGCCCCUGACUCAGAGCCGUACUACCAGACCGUGGUCACCCAACACAGCGCAGGCGGAGUCUACACGCCCACGGGACAGCCGGCGCUCACCCACGCCAAUCCAAACACCAACCCGCAAGGCUCACGCACGCCCGUGACGGGAUUUUCCUCCUUUGUUUGAGCAGGGUGUGCACACCGUGACACUCCUUGACAGGAGAGUAGAAGCCUUGAGGGAAGGGGAGACUUGAACUUAAUGCCUCAAAAGAAAAAAAAACAAAAAAGAACUGAUGCAACACUCUUCUCUCCAACUCUUUCAUGCUUGGGUGUCACUGUGCUCCCACAACACAUACACACACUAUUAGCAUCCCCCCCACACAUGUCCACGUCUACAUGGACACUACAGAGACUCUCAGAAGGAGAGAACUGAGCCGGUGGUACAUGGAAAAAUCAGCACAAAAAAGCUUCUUGUCUGUCAUCUGUCUUUACCUACACACACGCACACUCCCAAAAUACACACAUGCACCAUCUGAUUGGACAUGUUUUUGGGGGAGAAGAUGGCACAGGAGCAAGAAGAGUGGACUUGUGCACAAAUAUGAAGAUGACAGCUUUAAAAUACUUUUGGGGAAUGAAAAAGUAAGUGAAAAUCACUGUUUUAGGAGGUGAGCGUGUGUGGACUCUCCUCCAGCACUUGGAAUUGUGUGUGAUUGUGCUUUCUGAUUACAUGAAAACUGUAUUUUUUCAAUUUUAUUUGAUGCUGCCAACAAGUGAUGCUUUUACUCAGCUGAUGCCCCUUUCCGUUUUCUUUUACCAUUUUUUUUUUUCACAAGUUUUGAGUGUGUUUGUUCGACGCAUGCGCUCAGAAAGGAUCUUCUUUAAUCGCAACGAGCGCCAUUGUGUUUGUAUUUUUUCAAAAUAGAUUUUGUAUAUGUCAGAACAAAUUCAAAUUGGCCGAGCUUUGACCCGACCAGACUGAGCUGAUACACACAUACUUUGUACUCCACAUGUAUAAUUUAAAUUUUCAAGCCAGCCAGCAGCCUACAGCACUCUGUCACACGUUUUGAAGCCCAUAUGGUGUGUGAAUAA
Messenger RNA from Corythoichthys intestinalis (scribbled pipefish), 8613 nucleotides. RefSeq names its product sidekick cell adhesion molecule 1b (gene sdk1b). Gene Ontology annotation, biological process: cell-cell adhesion. Gene Ontology annotation, molecular function: protein binding. The record is from RefSeq and is a predicted model, not a curated record. NCBI's taxonomy places the organism in Eukaryota, Metazoa, Chordata, Actinopteri, Syngnathiformes, Syngnathidae. The coding region runs from base 1184 to 7711 and encodes 2175 amino acids. The transcript is spliced from 46 exons.